Parnassius mnemosyne (clouded apollo) is the source of this 1005-nucleotide messenger RNA. NCBI's taxonomy places the organism in Eukaryota, Metazoa, Arthropoda, Insecta, Lepidoptera, Papilionidae. The record is from the annotation of a GenBank genome assembly.
AUGGCAGUUUAUGCUGCACAUUUAACCCGUACUUUGCAAGGUACUCCAUCAAUUUUUCAAAUCGCUGCUCAGGAAGCUUUGGGAUCGACGGUUAAACCAGCGCUCAAAAGACUUAUAGAGUACUUGGCAUCUGUGUACCCUAACAAAUGUGGAUGGUGUGAAAGGUGGUACGAUGAGCUAUAUUUGCUAUUAGAUUUUUGCCUGCAGUAUCACUACUUGAAACACUAUGCUGCCUCGUUCUCGGAAUGUUUCUAUGGUUUGUUGCGUGUACCAAUAAGCCCUAGCAAUGAGUUUCACUCUGGAACUCGGCUACCUGAAGGGCUGGAAAAAGGUUCCUUGAUACUACUUGUAUUUGUGCCAUAUUUGAAGGACAAAGUUGAACGGAUCGUAGAAAAAUGGAGGGAAGACAAUGAAGAUGGGUAUCUGGGUAAGAGCACUGGCGAUCGAGCACGCAAAGCCGCGAUAAAACUAUACUCCAUAACUCACUUUGUACUGGAGACAGCAAAGCUGGUUCAACUUGCACGUUACCUGACGGGUCGCACUGUGUCGCCGGCCUUAGAAUUGGCUUUACUUGGUUUAACAGUAAAAGAUGCACCACCUCCUGAACCUGAGGAGUACACUUGGUCGGAUUUGUUUAGAAGUCUCAGGGCUGGGCAAAUGAGCGAUGCAUCGUUAUCGUUCCCGCUCCUGGGCCGUGGGCUGCUUAGCGCAGUACAGUACGGAGCGUUUGCAGUGCAGUUGUUACGCUGGUGGGAGGCACGAGCCCCACCCAUUACAGCUUUGCCAUUACCCAAGCCACCAGAGAAAACUGAACAGACGCUCAGAUGGAAGAACAAAUGCCCGGUUUGUCUGCAGUCCUGGAAGGUGCCGACAGUGUUGCCUGUCUCUGGAUACGUGUUCUGUUACGGGUGUGUUUCCCGGCACGUGCGCGCGAACGGCACUUGCCCGGUGACGCGACUGCCCACUUCUGAGCACACACUUGUACGUCUCUACCUUGGCGUCUGA